This is a messenger RNA of Columba livia (rock pigeon), 1914 nucleotides long. RefSeq lists its product as uncharacterized. Gene Ontology annotation, cellular component: extracellular region. Gene Ontology annotation, molecular function: chemokine activity. The transcript is spliced from 4 exons. The coding region runs from base 1014 to 1553 and encodes 179 amino acids. Lineage: Eukaryota; Metazoa; Chordata; Aves; Columbiformes; Columbidae. Gene Ontology annotation, biological process: eosinophil chemotaxis; immune response. The record is from RefSeq and is a predicted model, not a curated record.
GUGGGUCAUUUAAAUGGCAGGGGGGCCAAGAAUGGUUACAGAUGUCUGAAAAACAAGGGAAGAGAAGCGAGAGGAGGUUUUCACUUCCCUGACCGGGUGGCAGGUUGGUGGCUGAGGUGCUUUUGUACAACCUGAUCCGGGCUCGUGUCUCCGGUCCCUCUGCUCGUCGGGGGCUGUGCUGCCUGCUCCUCGCCCUCUCCCAGCCCCGUGAACUGCUGGGCUGUGCUUCAGAGCAGGGGUCCCGUCCCCCUCGGGGGGUGAAUUUCCCACUGGGGCCUCUGCCAGAACUUGAACAUUUCUGCAAAAUAUGGACAAAUCAGUAUUUUUGCCAAGAGCCUGAGGACUCUCUGGGAUUGUUCCCCAGUUAAUCCCCAGGGAUCCCAAAGGGGGCUGUGCCAGCGGGUUCCUGGAUCCUUAGAAGCAGAUCAAACAAAAUCAGUGUCUUUGCUUUAGGUGGGGAGCAGCUCUGCAAACCAACCCCUCUGCUGCUGCCAGGGGCAAUGGGGCAAUCUGGGAACAACUCUUUAGGAUGUGGGUUGUCAGGAGCUCUUGUGCAAGCAAUUCUCCCUGUGUAACUCACUUUUGUGGCUGAUUUUUCAGCUGAAACAAUUGCCACACAAGCACCUUCCUGGAGCUGCCCGGUCGGAUGUUUGCAUGAUAGACCUUACCCGUCUCUGUGCCUUGGAGAUCAGACUCACAGCUGCUGGGAAGGGGCCCACGCUGUGCAGCGGGGCCGUCUCCUCCCACCCCAGCUCCCUGUCUGCCUUCUCUCUAAUGUACUCUCUGGAAACCUGCCUCCUUCCUUGGGGCUGGUCCCAGAGGAGGUUUAAUGGGUUUAAUUCAGCCACUGUUACAGCAAGGUGAUUAAUAAUUGAAGAAAUGAGCUCAUUGCCGAAUAGUGACAAGCAAAGAACAGAGGAGGGCAUUUCACAAAUGGCAGGAAGGUUCUUGUGUCUGGGGGCCUGGACCUCAGCCCCCCAGAGGGCCCGCAAGGCUUGUGUGACCUCCUCCUCAUGCUGAAGAGCAGAGUCACAUCCUCCUCUACUGUGGCCAGGGCUGAGUGUGCACCGUGGGGCCUGGGCUGGCCGACCGGGGACACCUGCCUGGGCAGGAGCGGAGGAAGUAACGCUUCCGGCGUGUUCCAUCCUCGCUCACUGUCUCCCUCUAUAAAAUGGGAUGAACCUGGGGACCCCACAGCAGGCACAGCAAGGAGCUCUGCUGCAGUCCAGCCUGACUCCUGCGGUUCAUCUCCACCCAACGGGAGCAUGGAGACCUCCAGAGCUGCCCUUGCUGUACUUUUUGUGGCUGUCCUCUGCUACCAGGUCUCCUCUUCUCCAAGUUCUGUCAACUUUUCUGGUCCCUGCUGUGUUCGAUACAGCGCCAAAGCGUUUCCCUCGAGCCGUGUGCUGAUGUACGUGCACACGGGCAGCCACUGCUCCCAGCCCGCCGUGAUAUUUGCCACAGUCGCAGGCAAGAUGGUCUGUGGCAAACCCAGUGAUAAGUGGGUCCAGGACAUCGUGAAUCACCAGAAGGACAAGGCAGGCAGUGGAUGAGCAAUGCCCUGCUCCCUCCAACGUGAGCUCUGCAAGGACCUUCUCUCGUGGGCACCUCCAAGACACAACCUUCUUUUCCUACUACCCAUGAUUUUGGCACACUAUUUAGUACGCUAUUUGGCUCUUUUAUUUGAGCUUACGCAAAGAUGUUUUUAAUUUAUUUGGCAUUUUCAGUGAAACUUUUCAUUCUAAUUUGUACUGAUUGUCUUGAAGUUAUUUUUGUAUAAUAAAAAGGAGCAAAACCUGCAGCUUCUCCCACUGGCUCUUGAGAUGCUUCAGAGGCCGUGGUGGGCAGCGGUGGCUGGGGAGGGGUCCGGGCUGGCGCUGGGUGGGUGUGUGGGUGGCCCUGGCUGUCCCCAGC